CUGUAUUGAGUUUGACGUAGUUAUAUGACUGUUCAUAGAGAUUUUAUGUUUGAACGUAAUUUUAGAUUGCCUAAUCGAAUAAGACAUCAAACAUGAAUACUGACGAAAAUAUAGUUAUAUCAGGAAUAUCAGGACGCUUUCCAGAAUGUCACAAUAUUGAGGAAUUCAAAGAAGCUUUAUUAAGAGGCGAUGAUCUAAUGACUGCUAAUAAUGGGCGGUUUCCAGCAGGAUUCAAAGGCUUACCAAAACGACAAGGAAAAGUACCUGAUAUAGACAAAUUUGAUGCCACCUUUUUUGGAUUUCACUCGAAGCAGGCUCACUUUACAGAUCCAAGACAAAGGAUUCUUCUUGAAACAGCUUAUGAAGCUAUCAUAGAUGCUGGUUAUAAUCCAAGUGAAUUAAGAGGAAGCAAAACAGGCGUCUUCAUUGGAUUAUCACUUUUUACUAACUUUACUGAAUUAAUUGAGGAGGAUAACUAUGGGUAUUCAAUCCUAGGAGCAAGUCACGUUAGCGCAGCUAACAGAAUAUCUUAUUGUUUCGAUUUCAAUGGACCAAGUUACGCUCUGGAUACAGGAUGCUCUAGCUCUUUGUAUGCUUUUACACAAGCGGUGGAUCUCCUUAAAAAAGGAGAAAUAACAUAUGCUAUUGUGGGUGGUACACAGUUAGGUCUCCAUCCUCAAGAAAGCCUGCAAUUCCACAAGUUGAAUAUGCUUUCUCCUGAGGGAAAGUGUAAAGUUUUUAACAAGGAAAGGAACGGCUUUGCGAGAUCAGAGGCUAUUUGCUGCUACUUUUUACAAAAAAGUAAAUAUAGUAGAAGAAGGUAUGCUGAAGUAUUGGGAGCUAAAGUUAAUACUAAUGGAUAUGUUAAAGAAGGAUAUACUGUACCGUAUGCGAAAAUGCAGCUUAAGCUUAUGCAAGAGUUAUAUCAAGAAAGUAAUGUUGACAUUGAAGAUGUAGCUUACGUCGAAAUGCACGGAACAGGUAGCAGAAUAGGUGACAUAAUCGAAUGUCAGUCAAUAGUCGACAUGUUUUGUCAAAACAGAAAGAAAUCAUUAUUAGUUGGCAGCGUUAAAUCAAACAUGGGUCAUGGUGAAACAGUUUCGGGUUUAGCCGCUAUUACUAAGGUAUUAUUAGCAAUGGAAACUGGAAUUAUACCUGGUAAUUUACACUUUCAUCCAAUUGAUAAAAGCUUACCAGGCAUCGGAGAUAAAAAAUUACAGAUUGUAACCAAUAAUACUUUCUGGAAACCAGGUAUAGUGGGGAUAAACUCAUUUGGAUUUGGUGGCGCUAACGCACAUGUUAUUCUUAAACCUGUCAGAGAAAGUAAGAAAAAGCUGGUAGUUAAUCGUAAACAUCGGUUAGUACAAGUUUCUGGACGCACCGAAGAGGGCGUAGAUUAUUUUCUAAAACAAAUUCAUGCAAAUCAAAAUGAUGAAGGCUUUCUGAGCUUGAUUGAUGAAAUUCACAAAUGCAACAUUGAAGGACAUCAUUUUAGAGGGUACACAGUUAUGGGACAAAACACUAUACAAGAAAUAACAACGUACAAGUCUGGGAAGAGACCCAUUUGGUUCAUAUAUUCUGGGAUGGGUUCGCACUGGCCCGGUAUGGGAAAAGAUUUGAUGAAUAUCGAACCAUUUAAAAACACAUUUAAUCGUUGUGCAGAAGCUGUUAAGCCAUACGGAGUGGACCUGAUAGAUGUUAUUAUGAGUUCAUCUCCAUCAAAACUUGAAAACCUUGGAAAUUGUUUCACUGCUAUUGUAGCCAUAGAUAUAUCUUUAACGGACCUAUUAACAUCUUUAGGAAUUAAACCAGAUUUUUUUGCAGGACAUUCUUUGGGUGAAGUAGGUUGUGCAUAUGCUAACGGCGACUUGACUGCAGAACAAGCAGUAUUAUUGGCAUAUUCGAAACACUAUGCAGUUAGCAAACAGGAACUUCCUCUUGGACAAAUGGCUGCUGUUGGUCUUUCUGCAAAUGAAAUACGAAAAUGUCUUCCUAAUGAUAUUUACAUAGCUUGUGACAAUGGAAGAAACAGUGUGACGAUAUCUGGACCUGAACAAUCCGUAAAAGAUUUUAUAGAAAAACUAACAAAACAAGGAGUAUUUGCUAGAUUUGUUUAUACAGGGCAAAUUGCUUUUCAUUCUAAAUAUUUAAUGGAUUCCGAUAAACAUUUGCUAGAGUUUGUUCAAAAAGUGAUUCCUUAUCCACAACCAAGAUCGGAAAAAUGGAUAACCUCUUCAGUUCAGCCAGAGAAAAGCGAUGAGGAUUGGACCAAAUAUAAUUGCGCUGAAUAUCAUACCAAUAACUACAAGAGCACUGUUCAAUUUAAUAGAAUUUAUAAUUGUAUUCAAUCGAAUGCUAUCGUUGUGGAAAUAGCACCUCAUGGAAUAAUGCAAUCUAUUAUGAAGAAAGAAUUAGGUCCUGAAAAUACUCUUAUUAGUCUAUUAGAUAAAAAUGUUAAAGACCAGGCAGAAUGUCUCUUAACAUCAAUCGGAAGAAUAUUUAACGCUGGUGGCCAACCAAACCUUCGCAAUCUCUACAACGAAACUAGCUUUCCGGUAAACUCGUGUACCAAAAUGUUGGCACCUUUGGUGAAGUGGGAUCACAACACUACGUGGUUCGUACCAUAUUGGAAGAACAAAGAUUCUUUUGGACAAACUGUUAGAAUAAAUCUUUCUGACGAAAAAUACUCUUAUUUGAAGGGACACAACAUAGAUGGGAAAGUAGUAAUGCCUGCUACAGGUUAUUUGGAAAUGGUAUGGAAAGUGAGAGCGGAGAUGAGUUUAACGAACUUCGAAGAUUUACCAAUUGUCUUUGAGAACGUAGCAUUCAAAAGAACUGUUACAUUAUCUGAAGACGGAAAUAUCGAAUUUCUUAUUAACAUCAUGAAGGAAACUGGCUAUUUCGAAAUAUAUCAAUCUGGAUCGCUUGUAGUGGUAGGAACCAUUCGAGUAAUUUCAGAUGCAAAUAAGGAAUUUAAAAUUAAACGCAUUGAAACUGCUAUCAAACCACAAAUGGGUAAUUAUUUUUUAUAUUAG
Molecule: messenger RNA, 3035 nt
Organism: Psylliodes chrysocephalus
Lineage: Eukaryota; Metazoa; Arthropoda; Insecta; Coleoptera; Chrysomelidae
Source: the annotation of a GenBank genome assembly